Molecule: messenger RNA, 1182 nt
Organism: Oppiella nova
Lineage: Eukaryota; Metazoa; Arthropoda; Arachnida; Sarcoptiformes; Oppiidae
Source: the annotation of a GenBank genome assembly
AUGCGCGACGAUAUCAUCGCAGAGUCGGUGUUGGGAGUGGUGUCAGACGUGCGCCUGGAGUCGGACUGUCGACGACUGAUAGAUACGACUAUCGACUCGUUUGGACGGUUAGACAUUCUGGUGAACAGCACCGGUGUGUUUGAUAUGACAGGCAUAACAGACCCGGGUUACAUGCAAAAGCAAAGCCAAGUGUUUGACGUGAAUCUCAAUUCUGUUAUACUUUUAACGCAUUUAUCGGUUAAAUAUUUGGAGACAACUAAAGGAAAUAUUAUUUACAUCUCUAUACAAGUGCUGAAGACUAUGGCAUCGGAGGGACGGACUGUCAUCUGUACUAUACAUCAGCCCUCGUCUCCAGUCUUUCAACUCUUCGACAGUCUAUUACUUAUGGCCGACGGAAGGGUAGCUUUCAUGGGGUCCAUCGGUGAAGCAAAAGAUUUCUUUUCAUCGCAAGGAUUAGAAAUAUGCGACUAUUAUCUCGAAUGGAAUGCAAAUACAGUCAAUUCUAGGUAUAAUGUGGAUAAUAUGUGUGCAUUAAACUUGGCAACACUGGGGUCAGGCUAUAGGGCCAGUUAUUGGCAACAACUGGUUACUUGUAUGGCAGUAUUAUUUGGGGUACUCUACUACGGACAGGGAUACGACUACUCCAACGUCGAUAAUAUCAAAGGGGCUCUUAAUUUGAUAUUAAUGGAAAAUUCAAUGACACUGUCAAUGAUUGCAAUGACUACAUUAAUAGGAGAGGAAGCCUUACUUUGUAGGGAACACCACAACCGUACGUACGCUUUGUUCCCAUAUAUGUUGGCGACCAUUAUUACACAGGUUCAGUUUAAUACACCUACUUUGGUCAACAGAUUGACCAACUGUACACCAUUGGGAUGUACAAAAACCAAAUUCUACUUGUUCAAUAAAGUAGGGUGGUUAGAUUGGUUGCAGUACUUGGCAUUUCCAUAUUACGGAUACCAAUCAUUGGUUGUAAACGAGUGGCGAAAUGUGGGAAACAUGUCGUCCGACAUCACAAACACCACUCAAUCGACGACUACUUAUACCUCUGGAGUAGAAGUCAUUGAAUCCAUGGGUUUCAAAGAGUUGAGUCUCCAGUGGUGUCCCAUAGCCCUCAUGGCCUGGACUUUGGUUUAUAUGUGUAUCGCAUAUAUCGGUUUAUGUCGGAAAGUCAGACACCAGUGA